This is a messenger RNA of Alternaria rosae, 1243 nucleotides long. RefSeq names its product cytochrome b5-like heme/steroid binding domain-containing protein. The coding region runs from base 265 to 789 and encodes 174 amino acids. Lineage: Eukaryota; Fungi; Ascomycota; Dothideomycetes; Pleosporales; Pleosporaceae. The record is from RefSeq and is a predicted model, not a curated record. The transcript has 3 exons. Gene Ontology annotation, cellular component: endomembrane system; membrane.
UUGACGGGCAGAUGGCAGGCCGGAUGCGAUUCGAUUGUCUGUACGUAUGUCUGGAUUCGGCCCUUGCAUGUCAAGCCGGCGGAAGUCCGUGAUAGUGUGGCAUGGAUGGCUGGUUAGUGCUGAGGGAGUCUUUGGGGUUGCAUCAUCGGCUGUCAUGUCGAUUGAGCUCCCCGCGCCGUUCAAAGCUUCAAGGCCUACCCACCACCACGCCACCACCGUUCACUGUCACCUCUCUGGCACAUCUGUAGCACACCACCCGCAGCCAUGUCGGAUGCACUCCCAUCACCUCUGCCGGAGCCAGCGGCAACCCACGCCGCCUCCGUCUUCACCCCAAUAAACAUCAUUCUGUUCUCUCUCCUCGGCCUGCUCGUCUAUCUCCGCCUCAAGCCAGCCGCUCCGCAAACCCUCCCGCGCGCCCCGCCGCCAACCGUCUUCCGCACCUUCACGCCGCCCUCGCUCUUCCCCUACAAUGGCUUGAACAACAUGCCCGUCUACCUCGCCGUCCGUGGCCGUGUAUUUGACGUUACAUCCGGUCGCAACUUCUACGGACCCGGUGGCCCUUACGCAAACUUCGCUGGCCGGGAUGCCUCAAGGGGCCUGGCCUGUGGUAGUUUCGACGAGGACAUGCUGACCAAGGAUUUGGAUGGACCGCUAGACACUCUCGAGGGUCUGGACGCCGAGCAGAUGGAUGCGCUGAGGGGAUGGGAGGAGAGAUUCGAGGAAAAGUAUUUGGUUGUGGGCAAGCUGGUGCCUGUGGGUCACCCUGAGGCCGAAGACACCAAGGCGUAGAUCCGACAAGGCAGACGUCUAGCAAGACUAUUGUGAAGACCAUAGCUGCUUCAUUGAGGCGAAAGGAAUGCUAUCCGUUCGCCAUGCGUCGCCGCCCAUGGCCCCGUAACGGUUUGCAAUCCGAUAAGACCGCCAUAACUACAAGCCUGUGCCAAAGCAACUGCAUGUAGAGGAAUCCAGCUGAAAGGCACGUAAGCAAGGACUGAAGGGGUUUCUCAGUUUCGAAGGGCACUCUAACAUGAAAUCAAGCAUGUUCAUAUUCUUGUAACGGUUCAUCGGUUCGCAUUGACACCUAGUAUCGCACCAGUCUUGAGUGAAGGUUGACGAAUGCAUGACUUGGACACGCCCUGUCCCUAGUACAACAUCCUUAGCGUAACCGCCCGAAUGCGGGGUUAGCUCUGAUAGGCAAUCAAAUCCCAUUUACUUCAGCACACCUGAUAGCAGAGUCACCGCG